This is a messenger RNA of Saxophila tyrrhenica, 3177 nucleotides long. RefSeq names its product Nonsense-mediated mRNA decay protein 5 (gene NMD5). Bases 1 to 3177 code for a protein of 1058 amino acids. NCBI's taxonomy places the organism in Eukaryota, Fungi, Ascomycota, Dothideomycetes, Mycosphaerellales, Extremaceae. The record is from RefSeq and is a predicted model, not a curated record. Gene Ontology annotation, cellular component: cytosol; nuclear envelope. Gene Ontology annotation, molecular function: small GTPase binding. The transcript has 4 exons. Gene Ontology annotation, biological process: protein import into nucleus.
AUGGCCUCCGGGCUCUCCGAGAGGAUCAAGGCCACGCUGCAGGCCGAUCAAGCCACGCGAUCCGCUGGAGAGGCAGAGUUGAAGGCUGCGGAGGAGAGUCCUGGCUUCCUGAACGCACUGCUCGAUGUACUCAACAGCGACGAAAUUGCUGCGGUGAAGCUGUCAGCGGUCGUCUACUUCAAGAACCGAGUCAGCCGCGGCUGGUCCAAACCCGACGACACCCAGUCCUCCACCAUCUCCGACGACGAGAAAGCCGCCGUCCGCCCUCGCAUCGUCCCCGUCAUCGCUACCGCCCAACCCCCCGUCCGAGCCCAACUCAUCGUCGCCCUCCAAAAGAUCCUGCACUCCGACUUCCCCAAGCAGUGGCCCGAUUUCGUGGACAUCACCAUCAAGCUCCUCAACGCGCAGGAUGUGCCCUCGGUGUUCGCGGGGCUGCAGUGCAUGCUGGCGAUAUGUCGGACGUACAGGUUCAAGUUGGGGGAGAACAGAGGGGACUUUGAUAGGAUCGUGGAGACGACCUUCCCGCAGCUGCUGAAUAUUGGGAACAGCUUGGUGAAUGAGACGAGCUUGGAGGCGGGGGAGAUGCUGAGGACGGUGUUGAAGGCGUACAAGCAUGCGAUCUAUUUCGAGCUGCCGAAGCAGUUGCGGAGUCACCAGGCGAUGGUGGAUUGGUGCACGCUCUUUUUACGAGUGGUCGCGAAAGAGCCGCCAGAGAACUCGAUGAUGGAGGACACGGACGAGAGGGAGCUGAACCACUGGUGGAAGUGCAAGAAGUGGGCAUACGUCAACCUCAACCGGCUAUUCGUGCGGUACGGCAACCCGGCGAGCCUGCAGAAGGGCAAUGGGGAAGACUACACCGAAGUCGCCAAGACGUUCAUCAACAACUUUGCGCCGGAGAUAUUGAAGGGCUACCUGACGCAGGUGGAGGCGUGGAUUCACAAGCGGAUAUGGCUGAGUAAGCCCUGUCUGUCGUUCACUCUGGCCUUCCUGGACGAGUGCGUGAAGCCGAAGAUGAUGUGGGAUCACCUGAAGCAGCACAUGUCGAUUCUGAUUGAGCAUCUGGUGUUCCCAGUGCUAUGUCAGACUGAUGAGGACAUUGCGCAGUUCGAGGACGAGCCGGCGGAGUAUCUGCAUCGGAAGCUGAAUUUCUACGAGGAGGUGUCCGCGCCGGAUGUCUCUGCGACGAACUUUUUGGUCACACUGACGAAGAACCGGCGGAAACAGACGUUCGAGAUUCUGAACUUUAUCAACGGGAUUGUCAGCAAGUACGAGACCGCGCCAGAGGGGCAGAAGAAUCCACGGGAGAAGGAGGGUGCGUUGCGGAUGAUAGGGACAUUGGCGAACGUCAUCCUGGGGAAGAAGAGUCCGAUCGCUGAUCAGGUGGAAUACUUCUUCGUGCGGCACGUCUUUCCAGAAUUCAGGAGUCCGCAUGGAUUCUUGAGAGCUCGGGCUUGCGACACGCUGGAGAAAUUUGAGGCGCUGGAUUUCAAGGAUCAGAACAACCUCACCAUUGUCUAUCGGAAUAUCCUGGAGUCCAUGGCGGAUCCGGAUCUCCCUGUGCGGGUGGAGGCUGCGUUGGCAUUGCAACCGCUGAUACGGCACGAUCCUAUCCGAAUUAUGAUGCAGCAGAACAUCCCUCAGAUCAUGCAGCAACUCCUCAAGCUCGCCAACGAGGUGGAUGUGGAUGCCCUGGCGAACGUCAUGGAGGAUUUUGUUGAAGUCUUCGCAACCGAGCUCACCCCCUUCGCCGUCGCACUUAGCGAGCAACUUCGAGAUACCUACGUCCGCAUCGUGCGCGAGCUGAUCGAACGAAAUAGCUCGAAGGAGGGCGAUGAAGGGUACGGCGACUUCCUGGACGACAAGAGCAUCACCGCGCUUGGUGUGCUCCAAACCAUCGGCACCCUCAUCCUUACACUUGAAAGCACGCCCGACGUUCUCGCACACCUCGAAACGAUUCUUAUGCCCGUCAUCACCAUCACUCUCGAGCACAAGCUCUACGACCUGUACAACGAGAUCUUCGAAAUCAUCGACAGCUGCACCUUUGCGGCCAAAGUCAUCACGCCGACUAUGUGGCAAGCGUUCGAACUUCUUCAUCAGACCUUCAAGUCUGGCGCCGAGCUGUACUUGGAAGACAUGCUCCCCGCGCUGGAGAAUUUUGUCAACUACGGCUGGAAGACGCUCAUGGAGACGCCUGCGUACCUUGAAGCGGUGGUGGAUAUGGUCCGCACCAUCUUCAAGGACGAGAAGGUCGGCGGCGUGGACCGCAUCUGCGGCUGCAAGCUAGCGGAGAUCUUGAUGCUGAAUCUGCGCACGGGGAUCGACAUGUACAUUCCCGAGUUCAUCUCGCUGGCCAUGACUGUGCUGGUGAACGACGAGUUGAAGGUCAAGACGUACCGGAUCCACCUGAUGGAGAUGGUGAUCAACGCCGUCUACUACAAUCCACGCCUGGCGAUCGGCGUGCUGGAGGCGAACGGCUGGACGAAUAAGUUCUUCAGUCUGUGGUUCUCGAGUAUCGAUUCCUUCACUAGGGUGCAUGACAAGAAGCUGAGCAUUGGAGCCAUCAUCGCAUUGUUGACGCUCAGAGCGGACGAGGUGCCGCAGAGUGUGCAGCAAGGGUGGCCGAGAUUGCUUCAGGGCAUCGUGCGGCUAUUCCAGACGUUACCAGCAGCGCUCAAAGCUCGGGAGGAGGCGCAGCGGGAAGACGACUUCGUGACCGGCAGCGGCGGCUUCGACGACGACGAGGAUGAAGAGGAAUGGGAGGGCGAGGAGUGGGAUGGCGGCGAGGGGGAGGGUGAAGAAACGGCCGACAUCAAGGACGAGAGCACGGCGUACCUGGAUUUCCUGUCCCAGCAGGCGGAGAAGUUCAACGCGGCAGUCGGCGAUGAUGAGGAGGGCGACGAGAUGGAGGAGGAGAGUCUGCUGGAGACGCCGCUGGAUUCGAUGGAGGUGUAUGGGUUGUUUAAGGGGACUUUGGAGGCUAUGAGCCAACAGCAACCGCAGCUCUACAAUUCCCUCACCACAGCGCUCACGCCCGAGGAGCAGCAGGUGAUUAAGGCGGCGCUGGAGCAGGCGGACAAGAUCGCCGCGGACCAGCAGCAGCAGCAGCAGUUCUCUGGGGCGUCGGCGGUCGCGGGGGCGGGCGUGGGUAGCCAGCAGGCCCAGACGAAUGGCGCGUGA